Messenger RNA from Durusdinium trenchii, 1248 nucleotides. NCBI's taxonomy places the organism in Eukaryota, Dinophyceae, Suessiales, Symbiodiniaceae. The record is from the annotation of a GenBank genome assembly.
AUGUCAAAGCGUGUCCCUGGGUUGAAAGAGCUUCUGCAAGCUGCUUCGCUUGAUGCCUACAUUCCAACAGCAGAUUCGUGGUGUCAGCAAGCUGGAGCUGUUGAUUUAUCAGAGGUUCUGGAGAUUGAGGAGUCCUUCGCAGAUGCCCUGUGCUUGAGGCUACUUGAGAGACGCCGGCUGCACAAACAAGCAGAGAAGGUGGUGGUUGGUGUUCGAGCUGCUCCUCAAGGGCUCCAGGAUUCAGAACCAGACUCUGAGCCCAGCACCUCAACUUUUCCUCAGGAUGAAGAUUUUGUUCCGAGCACACUCCGUGCAGAUGCCACUGGCAGCUUCUACCCCUUGAAGUCCAAGAAGCAACUGGAGCCAGACAGGCGUAUGUGUGGAGACAACUCCAGCUCUGCCGUGACUUUCGGAUGCUCAGGAUCCUCUCAAGCCACCAGCUUGAGCAGUUACUACACUGCCAGUCGAGCUGAUGCGCACCUUUGGCCAAGCCUCCAUGAAGGAACAGGCCUCAAUGACCUCAAAUCAUCAUCAAGCCAAGUCGAAGAAGAAAAGCGACAGCACAUAGAAACUAGGAAGAAGGAGGCAAAGUGGAACUUCAGUGGGUUCAGUCACCAGCGUGUCGACGACCGCUUUCGAGAACAUGAGUCUUUCCUUCAGCAGCAGCGGCUAAAGGCUUUCAAGCGGCGAUCAGAGAUUGAAGGUGACGAGCAAGCAGAGCGAGCCCUCAACCUAGAGCGGCAGGCAAGACGAGAAGAUGGGGAACGUUUGCACCCGGAGCAACUCUUCGUUUUUGACAAGCCAGGAUUUUUGCAGCCCAGAAAGCGUAUGGCCCUGCCUAGUUUGCAAUUCACCUGGGCAGCGACAUGGUGGGGGAUACGGGUGAACCAGGUCAAAGAUUCAUUUGGUUUGCGAGCUGAUGAUUUUAUUGUGGAAGUCGCCGGUGUGCCGCUGUCGGAACUUGAAGAGGAUGUUUGUGAACAAACGUUCCAGAGAUAUUCUCACGAAGGUGUGCAAGUAUUGGUUGAGCCUUCAUGCAGUCGAUGGGGAAGUUUGCCCCAUAUGAACGUCAAUUUUGAUUCCAUGUGUGCUGACAUCGAGGCACUGCAGUUGGACUACGGUGUUUCUGUAGAUAUUUGCAGGGAAUCAGAAAAACUGCUGCUUCGGGGCGCGCAGUCAGCCAUCCCAGGUGCCCAAAAUGCAAUUGAAAGAUUGAUGUCGAGCUACUUCGCAGAAUCCUCCAGGUGA